GGAUGAGCAUUUUGUAAGAUGGGUCGAUAGUGGAUGAUUGUCGCCGACAGUCAAACGAUUCUGGGGAUAUAGCAGUCGGCUCAACAACUUUUGGCAGGUUGCAGCGCAUGCAAGCACAUGCAUAUAAACAAACCAGUCUAAACACAGCAGCGUCCGGUCUGAAAGCGUUUGUGUCGCAACUGGCAACUUUCCCUCUUCACCAAUAUUAAAAAAACAAUUUAAAGGUUUUUUUUUAAUCUAUCUCUUCUGGUCUGACCAUCUUUUAAAGGCAAGAUGAGCACAGCUGAGAAAAUUUGUAUUUUUAUCUUUCUGUUACAAGGUGUUUGUUGUAAAGAUUUCAGCAUCAGUCUGUCAGAGAAGAUUGAAGCUCUCAGUGGAUCCUGUGUGAUCAUAAACUGCUCUUUUGAGAUUGAAGACUAUUAUGAUCAAUUCCUCAAUGAGACGGAUGCUACAGGAGUUUGGCUCAAAGAUGGGACACAUGCAGAUAUCAAUCAAGUGUUUAACUCCAGAAAUCCCAAACCUGGUCACUUGAGUGGAAAAAUAACUGGAAAUCUACACGAAAAGAACUGCACAACUAUCUUUUAUGAUGUUAGUUCAAGAGACAGUGGAAGUUAUUACUUCAGGAUUAUGAGUGGUAAAGGUCUGAGUUACAACUAUAUACAUCACUUCUCCACUAUAAAUGUCAUUGAGUCUCCUCCUAAACCCAGAGUGCAGCUGUAUGUGGAUGAGGAGAAGAGGCAGGAUCAGGAGGAGGUGUUGGAGGGGAGCUCUGUGAGUCUGCGCUGCUCUGCUGAGACUCUCUGCUCCUCUUCUCCAGCGACUCUCACAUGGAGCUCCACUCCCAGAAUCCCCCUCAAUGACAGCAGCAGACUACAGGAGCUCAUCUCUGAUCUCAAGUUCACUGCUACUCACCGAGAGCACAGAGUCACUUUCACCUGCACUAUAACCUACCAGAUACAGGACCAGAACAAAACAGCUCAGGACAGCAUCACGCUACUCGUUCAGUAUUCUCCUAAAGACACAUCAGUGUCUGUGUUUCCCUCCAGCUCUGUGUUGGAGGGCAGUUCAGUGACUCUGUCCUGCAGCAGUGAAUCAAAUCCAGCAGUGAUGAACUACACCUGGUCCAGAGAGAGAGAAGGACAGUUGGAGCAGCUGCAGACGGGACAAAAUCUUACCUUCAAUAGGACCGACCCGACACACAGAGGCUGGUACCACUGUACAGCUCAGAACCAACAUGGAGCCCAAAACUCAUCUGUGAUGCUGGACAUUCAGUAUGCUCCUCAGAUCUCCACUUCCUCCAGCUGUAUUAGUGGAGAUGUAACGGUGUGUUUGUGUGAGGCUGAUGGGAAUCCCUCUCCUGAACUGGAGUGGCAUCUGUCUGGACGUCCUGUCACUAACUCUUCAAACAAGUUCAUCAGUGAAGAGCGAUUGAGCAGCACAGGCUUGAGGAGCUCCAUCACUCUCCAUCAGUCUCUCACAAACACAUCCACUCUGCUGUGUGUCAGCAGAAACACUCGAGGAUCUGAUAAACAACUGUUUCACGUGGUUUUCAUUACUCAAAAAGCUCCAGGUUUUUACAUGUAUCCCCUCCUGAUUGGGAUCUCAGUUGGAACUGUGUUUAUGGCAAUCUUAUGGGUCACAACACUUCUGUACACAUGGUUAUGCAGAACCCAAACUGGAGGUAAAGCUGGACUGAUCCAGACUGAUGGGGCUGAUUCGGGGGACAGUAGGGGAGAGCCUUUUUAUGCCAAUAAAGUUGUGUUGUCCUCAGCUGAAGACCCAGCGCUAAAUCAUCCAGAACCCCUACAUUAUUCAACAAUUAACUUUACAAGCACCAGUCCGGAGGCAAACGGCAUCAGAGGCAUCUCUUCUCUUACUAGCGAUUACGCCGUGGUCCGAUAUUGUGGUCAAAAUGUAAAAGGUAGCGAGGAGAAGAACGGCUGGGUUUCCUCGGUGCCACACGGUGAAGACCUUUACCAGGUUCCUCGCAAAGCAGCUGCCGAAGUAAAACAGGAGGGUCAGGGCCACCAGUGGUUUCUUUCCUUCAUCCGGGACAUUGUACUGAUUAUGGCCGAUGGUCUAUGUUUCUCGUUGAAUGAAAGAAUGAACAUCUGGACAGCAGAGAAAAUUAUUCUUCUCAGUUUUAUUCUAAAAGGUGUUUGUUGUAAAGAUUUCAGCAUCAGUCUGUCAGAGAAGAUUGAAGCUCUCAGUGGAUCCUGUGUGAUCAUAAACUGCUCUUUUGAGAUUAGAGACGAUUAUGAUCAAUUCCUCACUGAGAAAGCUGCUACAGGAAUUUGGCUCAAAGAUGGGACACAUCUAGAUAACAAUCAAGUGUUUAACUCCAUAAAUCCCAAACCUGGUCACUUGAAUGGAAAAAUAACUGGAAAUCUACACGAAAAGAACUGCACAACUAUCUUUUAUAAUGUUAGUUCAAGAGACAGUGGAAGUUAUUACUUCAGGAUUAUGAGUGGUAAAGGUCUGAGUUACAACUAUAUACAUCACUUCUCUACUAUAAAUGUCAUUGAGUCUCCUCCUAAACCCAGAGUGCAGCUGUAUGUGGAUGAGGAGAAGAGGCAGGAUCAGGAGGAGGUGUUGGAGGGGAGCUCUGUGAGUCUGCGCUGCUCUGCUGAGACUCUCUGCUCCUCUUCUCCAGCGACUCUCACAUGGAGCUCCACUCCCAGAAUCCCCCUCAAUGACAGCAGCAGACUACAGGAGCUCAUCUCUGAUCUCAAGUUCACUGCUACUCACCGAGAGCACAGAGUCACUUUCACCUGCACUAUAACCUACCAGAUACAGGACCAGAACAAAACAGCUCAGGACAGCAUCACGCUACACGUUCAGUAUCCUCCUAAAGACACAUCAGUGUCUGUGUUUCCCUCCAGCUCUGUGUUGGAGGGCAGUUCAGUGACUCUGUCCUGCAGCAGUGAAUCAAAUCCAGCAGUGAUGAACUACACCUGGUCCAGAGAGAGAGAAGGACAGUUGGAGCAGCUGCAGACGGGACAAAAUCUUACCUUCAAUAGGGCCGACCCGACACACAGAGGCUGGUACCACUGUACAGCUCAGAACCAACAUGGAGCCCAAAACUCAUCUGUGAUGCUGGACAUUCAGUAUGCCCCCCAAAACAUGUCAACUUUAGCAAUUCCCUCCAGCUCUGUGUUGGAGGGCAGUUCAGUGACUCUGUCCUGCAGCAGUGAAUCAAAUCCAGCAGUGAUGAACUACACCUGGUCCAGAGAGAGAGAAGGACAGUUGGAGCAGCUGCAGACGGGACAAAAUCUUACCUUCAAUAGGACCGACCCGACACACAGAGGCUGGUACCACUGUACAGCUCAGAACCAACAUGGAGCCCAAAACUCAUCUGUGAUGCUGGACAUUCAGUAUGCUCCUCAGAUCUCCACUUCCUCCAGCUGUAUUAGUGGAGAUGUAACGGUGUGUUUGUGUGAGGCUGAUGGGAAUCCCUCUCCUGAACUGGAGUGGCAUCUGUCUGGACGUCCUGUCACUAACUCUUCAAACAGGUUCAUCAGUGAAGAGCGAUUGAGCAGCACAGGCUUGAGGAGCUCCAUCACUCUCCAUCAGUCUCUCACAAACACAUCCACUCUGCUGUGUGUCAGCAGAAACACUCGAGGAUCCGAAAAACAACUGUUUCCUUUGCUUCAGAAGUCAGGUUUCCAUCAUUUGUCUUUUUUGGUUGGAGCAGCUGGUGGGGCUACUGUGAUGAUGAUCUUGUGUGGCAUUUUAUUUAUCUGUGCAAGAAGAGAAAGCAACACAAGACGAGACGGACUCAUUCUGACUGACUUGGAGGAUGAGCGUGACCCUGUUUAUGCCAAUAACAUGCUGUCACCAAAUGGAGCUGUCACCCAGAGUCAUAGAAGAGACUCCCUCCAUUAUUCUUCCAUUGACUUCAGAAACGUCCAACCAGAGUCAGAAGAGAUAAGAGGCAUGUCCUCGCUGACAACUGAGUACGCCGCCCUCCGAUGUUAUCCCGGUGGAGUAUCGGAAGCAGAGAGCUCAACAGGAGCUGAUCAGCCCAACAGCAGCAUCUCAGCUGUUAUGACGUCUGAGGAAAAUCCAACCAUACAGGAAGAGCAGGAGGCAAAUAUCAGGGAAGAGUUCUCCCAGCCGUCAGAAGAUACAAUAUAUGAGAGCAUCACCCACUGAGCUAGAAUUACUCACACAGUCAGUGUUUUGACAUGUCAUUAAAAAAAAAUAUUUUUUUAAAGCUUUCAAAAAACAGUAAAAAGUAAAAAAGUGUGUGUGUGUGAGAGUGUGUGUGAGAGUGUGUGUGAGAGUG
Messenger RNA from Puntigrus tetrazona (Sumatra barb), 4288 nucleotides. RefSeq lists its product as uncharacterized. The transcript is spliced from 20 exons. Bases 274 to 4155 code for a protein of 1293 amino acids. Lineage: Eukaryota; Metazoa; Chordata; Actinopteri; Cypriniformes; Cyprinidae. The record is from RefSeq and is a predicted model, not a curated record.